Calliphora vicina (urban bluebottle blowfly) is the source of this 3398-nucleotide messenger RNA. RefSeq names its product serine/threonine-protein kinase greatwall (gene gwl). Gene Ontology annotation, molecular function: ATP binding; protein serine/threonine kinase activity. The record is from RefSeq and is a predicted model, not a curated record. Bases 229 to 2751 code for a protein of 840 amino acids. Gene Ontology annotation, biological process: intracellular signal transduction; peptidyl-serine phosphorylation. The transcript is spliced from 11 exons. NCBI's taxonomy places the organism in Eukaryota, Metazoa, Arthropoda, Insecta, Diptera, Calliphoridae.
GUGAAAAGUGCAUUUUCAAUAAUAGUUUCUUAUUAAAAGCAAGAAAAAUUAAUUAAAUUUAUAUAUCGCAGUAAACUAAAUUAGUGAAAGUAAUAGAAAAUAUAUUAUGUUGAAUAUGAACAAAUAAAAUUAUAGAUAUAUCAAGAGAAAACAAACAAUUGUUAAAGAAAUAUCUGCGUGUUUUUUUGAAGAGCUAAAAAGGAAAAUUCGCGGGUUUAUUUUAAUUUAAUGGAGGAACGUGAAACUUUAUUGUUGGAGGAGAGUUUUUGCAGCAAAGUGGGCAAUAAUACAACUACAGAUGCUAUGGACAAGGAUGAUUCGGAUGUGUUUCAUAAUAAUCAACCAAUUGAUUAUAAAACACCCAAGAAAUCGUCGAUAUUAAUGGAUGGCGAACGUUUGUUGGAUAAAAUAAAUAUUUUGACAACAAAGCCAGAAAAUACUUCCACAUGUACCAAGUUACCAACUAUAAGAGAUUUUGUAAUUAUUAAACCCAUAAGUCGUGGUGCAUUUGGCAAAGUAUUUUUGGGCUAUAAAAAUAAUGAUCCCAAUAAACUGUUUGCCAUCAAAGUUAUGCGCAAAUCGGAGAUGAUCAAUAAAAAUAUGGUCUCCCAAGUGAUAACAGAACGGAAUGCAUUGGCACUUUCAAGAAGUCCAUUUUGCGUUAGUCUCUUUUAUUCAUUGCAAUCAGUAUCGUAUGUUUAUUUGGUCAUGGAAUAUAUGGUGGGUGGUGAUUUAAAAUCUCUACUGGCAAUGUAUGGCUAUUUUGAUGAGGCAGCAGCUCGAUUUUAUGUUGCUGAAGUGGCAUUAGCAUUGCAAUAUUUACACGAACAUGGUAUUAUUCAUCGUGACAUUAAACCCGAUAAUAUGCUGAUAUCUGCAACAGGUCAUGUUAAAUUAACCGAUUUCGGUUUGAGUAAAAUCCAAAUGAGAAGAGGAGAAAGAGACCUGGAAAUAUCAGAUCUCAUCAAUUGCUCUCCAAACUUAAAUGCUCGCACACCUGGUCAACUACUGUCUUUGACUUCACAUUUAUCAUUUGGUUCUGAAAGAAAACUAGAAUGUGGAACGGGAACUUCCAAUUUUAUAAAUGCCAUUAACAAACACAACUUAAUGGAAUCUUCCGAUAGCGAAGCUGACACUUCUCUAAACGAUGCAGAGAAAACAGAUGAAAGUAAAAUUUCUGGAGUUUCCCCUUUCUUUUCAGCCGAAGAAAUAAAUGUCUCUAUUGCUCACACGUGUAAUAAUAACAAUUUAAUGGAUAGUUCCUCCUCGUAUCAUACUUGUGCCUCUGUGGAUGUGAGUAAACAAUCGCCACCUUUAGAUCCAGCUUUGUGUAAUAAUAAAGUUUUAACACAACGUCGUGUUGAAUUCGCUGAAAAUAAUAAUAUAGCCAUAGAUGUCAAAAACUAUUGCAAUGGUUGCAAAUAUGAUAAUAAUACUAAGGGUUUUGAUAAAGAAAACAUCUGUAAUAAGAAUUUAGUUAAAGUGGAAAAUGCUGACGAUACUUCGUUUGAAUUUUCUAUGAUGCGUCGUCGUUCUAUUGAUGAGCGCAUACGUUCUUCAAAAGGACAAGAAGACUCUGGUGUUUCAAGUCGCAAAAGUGACUGUGAGUCUUCAAUCGAUAAAGUAGAAAAUUUGUGCAAUUCCCGUGACGAUUUCAGUUGUUCCGAUUAUUCAAAAAGCUAUAAUAUAAACAACACAAACGAAAUAAGCGGAAUACGUAUGCAUUCGCCAUUUCGCAAUAUAUCAAGGAAUUUUAAACGACCAGACUUUCAAAGCUCUUUUAGAGGCAUGAAACGUAAAAUAAACUUAAUAAAUCGUUCGGAAAACAAUUCAAUUUAUGAUGCAGAUGGUUAUAAUAAUGGCUCUGGUAGCACAGGUUUAACACAAGAAAUCGAUAUUUUGGAUAUUGGCUCGAGUACGCCGAAAAAACGUAAAGCCAAAUCGCCCAUUAGAGGCGUAUUGAAAGUACGUUCACUAUCCGAUGAUGAGAUGCCACAAUUGAUUAAUGAAAAUAUUGCUAAUGUGGUAUUUUCGACACCCGUUUCGUCUCAAAAGUUACCAAGACGUGAUGGUGGGCUGUUGGGAAAAUUGAAAGCAACACGUUUCGCUCUGCCACUGUCCAUAGAGACCAAGAAACGCGAACAUGCAGCUGACAAGUCAUCAGGUGUGCAAUAUUUGAAAAUGGCUCAUGACGAUCCCACUAUGUCACCCAUUAAUUUAAACACAAACUCGGCUCCAAAAACACCGAAAAAUAUUAAUACCCCAUUCCGGACACCCAAAUCGGUGCGAAGAGGUGGUCGUCAGUCAAGUGAACGAAUUCUAGGUACGCCUGAUUAUUUGGCGCCAGAGUUAUUGCUGAAACAAGGUCAUGGUCCUGCUGUAGAUUGGUGGGCAUUGGGUGUAUGCUUUUAUGAGUUUUUAACAGGUAUACCACCAUUUAAUGAUGAAACGCCCCAAAAAGUAUUUGACAACAUUCUUAACAAAAAUAUUGAAUGGCCAGAAGGGGAUGAAGCAUUAUCACCUGAUGCCGUAGAUGCAGUCGAACUGUUACUUACAAUGGAUCCAACCGAAAGACCUGCAGCUAAAGAAGUACAGCAAAUGUCUUUCUUUGAGUGCAUAGAUUGGGAACAUUUAGAGACGGAAGAACCACCAUUUGUGCCAAAUCCCGAGAAUCCCACAGACACUGCAUACUUUGAGGCGCGAAAUAAUAUGCAACACUUAAAAUUGUCAAAUUUUGCUCUUGAAGACUAAAUAACUAAUGCUGUUCGAAUAAGCACUAAAUUAACUAAAUUCUCUCUCAUUAGCAAACGUGCUAAAAUUAAAAAAAAACUAUACAUUGUGAUAAGUAGAAUUAUACUAUAUUAUAUGUUUUAAUAUUUUAAAUGUAUUGUAUUUUGUUAUUUGUUUAAAACCCACCGUUUAACCGGAGCCAGGCUGCAUCCCAUAGAACUCAUUAACAAAACACAGACAUACGAACGCAAACACAAAACAGUUUCUUUUUUUUAAAUUAAUAAAUUUUAAAUUUAAUUAUGAUUUUAUUUUGUUUUUUUUUUAUUAUUAUUUUACUUUUAUUGUUUUUAUGUUCAUUGUAAGUUUUUCUUUUCAGUUUUUUUUUCACAUUCAUUUAGUUUUUUUUAUGAUUAUAUUAAAUGUUUAUUACUUAUGAUUUAAUUGAAAUGCAUACACGAAUACAGACAUCAUGUAUAACUUUAUAAAAAAAAUAUAUAUUUUUAUGAUUUUCUUUUAAUGUUUAAGAGUAUAUUCUAGAGCAUAUUCUUUCUUAUUCCUAUUAUUUCCUUUCAAACUAAUUGGCAUUUGUUUUUCAUUUCUUAUAUAGUUUAUAGUUAAAACAUGUAUAAAUUGGAAGUAAAUUUAAAUUGAAAAUAAAACAACAAAAA